AUGCUUCAAUUUAAACAGCGCUUUACUUUACAGAACUUUAGGUUCCUGCUACGGAAUCUUUAUGACCCCAUUGCACUUAUCAUCUAUGCAUUAGCAUUCAACACAACAUCUGCCAUACAAUACUCCAACUUAUCGAAACGGCUACAUUAUGUCAACUUUGUUCCCAUCACAAGCAUAGCAAUGAUCAUCUUCAUUCUCAUACUAGAACUAUACCUGAGGUUCUUUGAAAAAAUACAACUCCGUUCCAAAUGGGCUAAAGCAAGUCACUGGGUCAUUCAAAACAUUUUCAAGAAACUCUUUUGGCUUUGCUUAUUUGUCAUGUGUAUACUCACAGUAGUGCAAUUAUCACAGGGCCAAACUACAAACCCAUUAAUUGUUAGCGAUCAUGAGGUACAGGAAUUGAAUCUCAACAAAGGUCAACGUGCUGGAUACAUGAUUAUUGAAUUAAUAUGCGUUAUACUCAACUGCGCCGUGCUUAGUAUCUGGUGGAACACUACAAUGUCCACCGUGCAUUUGCUAUUUGCUGGCUUGAAUGUCUUUCAAAUAUUGAUCAGUAUUAGUAUUAUCCAAAUCAAUUUGAACUUGAUCAACUUGUCACAGGAUAGUCCAGCAAAGAAGAUGCACAAUUUGUUUGUCUUGUGUGGAUCAUUUAUGAUUGGUCAAAGUAUUAUGGGAUUAUGCAUCACCAUUUCUCUCAAUGAGAAAAACAGGUUAAGCAUACUCAUUGGAAGAUUGAUCUUUACAUACGAUGUAUUCAUUUUCUUUUUGGGAUUGUUGUACAUUGCAUGCACUGCUGUUGCCAGUGUAAAGUUUGAUUACAAGCCAAAGGAAGGAUUGAAUGAGGUGCCCAUCAGUCUUCCCGUCCUAUUCGGAGUUAGUGUCGGCAUUUCGCUUGUCGCGUUUUGUUGCACGCGGUAUUUCCGAAUCAGAGUGCAGCAAAAUGUUUACCAAGUUGAAGAGUACGAUUUGGGCUCCUUAACUCAACACCAAAAGCAAGGAUGGAGUAAAUUGAUUGACUUGAACAAGAAAUAUAAUGGAGGAGUCACCGGUGACUAUGUACUUAGUCUUAUGGAAAACUAUACGCAUGCAGAUUUGCCAGGCAUGAGAUGCAAAGUGUUACGAGUCUAUAGUAAAUCAGAAAAAUCGGAAAAGGAAUACAAUGAAAAAGACAAGAAAUUGCGCAACAAUGACAACAAUGAUAAUGAUUUGGAAAGACAAGUUUCGCAAAAGACAUUUGUACACAAGGGAGAAUUACACGAAAAGCUGAUGAAUCAUCAUAAAAAUAGGGGUAAAUUGAGUACUCCCUAUGAUGAUUUGGACCAUGAAUCACUAUUAUUUGCAAACGAGCCCACUUUGGCCGAAGCAGAUAUUUCAAUGAUGUCACUUGAAGAAGAGUACAAGCCAUUGAGUAAGAAUCAGUUGAAGAAAUUAGCCAAAAAGAAUAAAAAAGCUAAAAAGGAGGCAGAGCUACAGUCCUUGGAAAAUAAUACUGAAAAAUUUUACCAAGAAUUGAUGAACACCCAAGCAUUAGUACUCUUGACCAUUGUUGAAGAGUUUGAUUUGAGUGAACGGAUUCCUGGUUGGAUUGGCAAAAAACUAAACAAGUGUUUUGGCAAAAAUUCGAAAUGGCCACUCUUGUGUAUAAAGUUUGGUCUUCUUGGGUUCCAUUGGCCAUUUAAGAGAUCCACAUUUUAUUGCUCUUCAACAAAGAAGCCAGUUGCCAGAAGUGCUAGUGUGCUCUAUGCAAUUUCACAAUGGAAUGCCAAGAAUGAGAAAUGUACUGUGAUGCUUGAUCCGGGAUACAAAGAUGCUAACUUUGAAGCCGGUGUCGACUACUCCGGAUGGAUCAAGAUCAACUUGCCCAACAGUCAUAUCAUUGACCUUCGUCCUUACCAUAACCAGACCAGUGCAGAUUUCUUCAAAGCAAUCAAGUAUAGGAACCAAGACAAUGCGUUUAAACAAGCCAGUGGAGUUGUGGAUGAGUCGUACAAUUUCAAUUUUGAAAAUUGUCAAGAAAUCAUUGUGAUGAAUGACCAUAUUGCACGACUGAGGCAAGAAAGCGGACAAUCGUCACAACUUUUGCAUCCCGAUUGGGAGUUUAUCUACAACUUGGGUAACUACACCAAUGAUCAAAAGUAUAGGUCGUUGUUAUUCUUGAAAGUUGGUGACGAGAUUAUUGCCUCGUGUGUUAUUUUCCGUCUUGGAGAAACAAUGACUUCGGAUAUCCAAGGGUUGGACCAUGAGAUUAGCAAAAAGUACAAGGCAUACUUUGUAAUGAUGCAGGAGGUGAUCAAGAUAGGAAUGAGGGAAAAUGUUAGUUUUAUUGAUUUUGGGCCGACUACAGAAGAUGCCAAGGUGGCUAUUGGGUGUAGUGUUGUGCCCUUGAUAGGAUCAUUAUACCCUAGGUAUAAAUUGAUGGGUCCCAUUAUCAGAUUUGCUGCUAGCAAAGUAGAUGUCUAA
Messenger RNA from Lodderomyces elongisporus, 2460 nucleotides. RefSeq lists its product as uncharacterized. Bases 1 to 2460 code for a protein of 819 amino acids. NCBI's taxonomy places the organism in Eukaryota, Fungi, Ascomycota, Pichiomycetes, Serinales, Debaryomycetaceae. The transcript has a single exon. The record is from RefSeq and is a predicted model, not a curated record.